Anarrhichthys ocellatus (wolf-eel) is the source of this 2433-nucleotide messenger RNA. Its product is annotated as 4F2 cell-surface antigen heavy chain-like. The record is from RefSeq and is a predicted model, not a curated record. Gene Ontology annotation, biological process: L-alanine import across plasma membrane; phenylalanine transport; L-leucine import across plasma membrane. Gene Ontology annotation, cellular component: basolateral plasma membrane; apical plasma membrane. The coding region runs from base 350 to 1252 and encodes 300 amino acids. Lineage: Eukaryota; Metazoa; Chordata; Actinopteri; Perciformes; Anarhichadidae. Gene Ontology annotation, molecular function: L-alanine transmembrane transporter activity; L-leucine transmembrane transporter activity; aromatic amino acid transmembrane transporter activity. The transcript is spliced from 8 exons.
UGUAACCUUUCACACAUAAACUCUCUGUUGUCUUUUCCCCGAUUGUGAACUCUGACUCUGACUCUACCUCCCCCGUCUCUCCGUUUGUCUCUAAGGCGUUGAGGCAAAGCUGGACGAAAUCAACAAGCUGAAGGUGAAAGGCCUGGUUCUGGGCCCUCUUCACACCGUCCAGGCCGACAUCCCGGAAACCCUGAAUCUUCAAGAGAUCGACCCGACCCAGGGAAAAGUGGAAGCCCUGGUCGCUGUGCUGGAAAAAGCCCACAAGAAGGGCAUUUCUGUGGUGCUUGACCUGACUCCAAACUACCUGGGAGCGUCUUCCUGGUUCAGAUCUGGUGAUGUUGAUAACGUGAUGGAGAAAGUCAUGGCCGCCGCGGAGUAUUGGCUGAAUUUAGAUGUUGAUGGCAUCAAGGUAUCUGACCUCACCGUUGCUGCCAGCUCUGUUGAUUGGUCCAAGCUGCAGUCUGCCGUCCAGAUCAACAGCACCGACAAACCCAGGAAGAGGCUGCUGAUGGGUGUGGUUGAAGGUAUUUCGGCUGACGCGGUGUCUCAGCUUGUCAACACGACUGGUGUCGAUCUGGUUCUGUCUGACCUGCUCAGCACCAAAAAUGGAGGUGUGGAGCGCAUCAUGGCCAUGGACACCCUCAACUCUCAGCAGAGAAGCCUCGGCUGGGGUCUGGGCGCCGCCCAACGCGACCAGCUGGCCAAACAGGCGACGACUCCGGGCCUGAUCCGCCUCUACCAGCUCCUGCUGUUCACCAUGCCCGGAACCCCAGUGUUUACCUACGGGGAUGAGAUCGGCCUCCAGGCAGCAGCCGGUGCCGGAUCUCCCGAGAUAGUUUGGAACAUAGAGAAGGAACCUGUUGAAGGAGCAGCUGUCAACGAAACAGAGGAGGCUGAGCGGACGGAGCGCGUCUCCAUAAGGAAUUGGUUCAAAUCCCUCAGCGAACUGCGAGGAAAAGAGCGCUCCCUCCUCCACGGAGACUACUACUCUCUCUUCUCCUCCACCUCCUCCCUCUCUUUCCUCCGAGUGUGGGACCAGAGCGAGAGAUACAUAACGGCUGUCAACUGGGGCUCGGCGUCCGAGCUGCUCGCCCUCAAACUGGCACCCACAGAAGGAGUGGAGCUGCCAGAGACGGCCACGGUGAAGCUGUCGACUGAUGCGGACCUGAUGGUAGACUCUACAAUCAGCCUGGACAAAAUCACCCUAAAACCCAGAGAAGCCAUCCUCCUGCAGUUCCCCUAUACAGGCUAAAGAUGGAGCCAAAGUAUAAGGAAAGCUACCUACAGAUUAGACUUGCUAAAUUAAACUACAGUCUGUCCUAAUCCUUAGGAAUAAGGUGGCAUAUUCAAAAGAUACAGGAUUUUUAAAAAACCUUUUUAAUAGAAAGGACUGUUCAGAUUAUUUAGUCAGAAAAUAACGUAAUUGGGUCGAAUUUAAAUCUGCCAUACAAAUACAGACUGUUGGCCAGUACGAGCUCCGUUCAAUUCGUUUUGUUUUCAAGAUGUUUAUAACACCAUAUUUUGUGUUCACUGUUGUGUCUUUGUGCGAGGAAAAGACCGCAGCCAACUCAGACACGCUCCUGUUCACUUGUGAUCUUUUAUUGUUGACUAUCUGUGCAUUGUCCAAAAUAUGUGAAAGACAUUCCUUUUUUUUUUUUUUUUUUUUUUUUUUUUUUUAUUCGACGGGCAUUUCUUUGUUUAGUUUGUCAGAACUUUUAAGAUUCUGUUUUAGUGAAAAUCUUGACUUUCUUUCAUGGACUUUAUUUUAAGUUGACUCUGAAUGUGUCUGUUGACUCUGUUUGAAGUCUUUUGAGAGUUUUAGUAAACAAAAUUGUUGCGAAUGGCAUCAAGUCGGUCAGGUGAACUGAAUUCGAAAUGAAUAAACGGAAAGUUCUGUACCAACUCCUGCGCACUCGUGUUUCUGUGUGUGACAACAUUCUUCUAAGAGUGGGUUCUGUGUUUAAGAUAAUAUCAGACGAGACGUUCUCAGUACGUACAGGUGUGCAAGUGUGUCGCAGAUGUUAACAGGAAGCGCGUCUAUAUUUAAUCAACGUGUUAUCGGCUCAUUAUACUUGACUAAAAUGUACGCUGUGCACAUACCUACGGGUUUCUCUAAAUGGGUCAUACACUGUCUUUAAGUGACUCCAGUCAUGCACCUCCAUCCUUGCGUCACGUUUCAAAAAUAGCAGAUGUGUUAAUGUUUAACGCUGAGCGACAUCACCGCUUGUUUCACAGUGGUCCCUGAGACCGCUCUUGUUAAUAUAGUGAUUUAUAGAAGAAGGAAAAACCUUCCUGUGUUAAGAUGAAGCAGCGUUGACAAAAUCAGGAAGAUGAAUGAGAAAUAUCAGAGACACAAAUAUAUCCUCUCUGUACGUACUUCCCAAUUGCAUUUAUAUAUGAAUACUUUAUCUUGUGAAUAAAAGGUGGAAUUCA